Molecule: messenger RNA, 1244 nt
Organism: Paramecium sonneborni
Lineage: Eukaryota; Ciliophora; Oligohymenophorea; Peniculida; Parameciidae
Source: the annotation of a GenBank genome assembly
AUGCAAUACAAGUUGAAAGAUAUACAAAAUUUUUGGUAAAGCACAUUCUUAGUGUAACAAAAUUAGAACUGCAUUAAUGGAACAUUUUUUUUAAAUUAUUAUGAAAAAGAGAAAGAGAUAGUAGAAACAAAUAAAUAAAGUGCAGAUAAUUUAGGAUCAAUAAAUACUAAUUAAUUAACAAAAAAAAAAGAAGAAAGUUUUGAAAAAUUGGAAAAUAAAAUUUAGGAUGACUUUUUAGAUUCUUCUUUGUCAGAUUCUAGCUUAGAACCUAUUAAAUAUAGUUAUUUAGUAUAGUAUCUAAUUAGUCCUAAUGAAUAAUAUUUAGUAGUGAGUACAAAAUAGGUUGCUUUUUGGUAAGUUUCAGAUAAAAUAAUAAUAUUAGACCUUAAAAAUUAGAAACUUUAAUCAUUUACAUUUAAAACAGAUCAUAUUGGUGCUCCUCCUAUUAUAUUUUCUUAGGAUUACUUAAUAAUUGUUGAUGCAUUGUAUGCUGGAAAACCGUAAUUUAUUUUUUGGGAUUUAAUUAAUCAUUGGGGAAAAUAAUUUAUCAUAACCUAUAAUUAUCCAAUCAAUUAAUUGAUUUAUGAUCCAUAUAUAAAUUAAAUACUUAUUUUAACAAAAUAAAAUAAAAUAGUACGUCAAUAAUUUAAUAUAAUAAAUUAAAAUUAGGAGAUAUAAACUGUAUUGAAUUUUAAAGAUGGAUGGCCAAAGAAUUUAUUAGACUGCUAUCCUUUUUAAAAUUUUCAUUUUCUUAAUGAUUCAUUUGCUUUAUUAAUUAAUAUAAUUAAUUAAGUUUUUCUUAUAAAAUUUUAAAAUUAAGUAUAAGUAAUUAAAUAUUAUUAUUGGAAAUCUAUUUAAUCAGAAGUUGUUAAAAUACCUUAAAAUAAUAGUUUAGCUGUUAUUGGUAAUGAAUUUGAGGAAAUUCCACCAUAAUUGAUAGAUUUUAGAAGAGGUAAAUUAAUUAGAAAGGCACCAAAAUUAGGAACUAAUGGUUAUCUCUAUUCAUAUUAGGGAUCUUGCUUUCUAUCUAGUAUUUAUUAAACUUAUUUCAUUCAGGCAUUGAAGAGAAUAAAAAUUUAGAAAAAAAUUAAUCAAACGGAAUCAUAUUCGAUAUUUUAAGAGGAAAUAUAAAAUACAGAAAAUUGAUGGAUCAGAAAUAACUAGAAUAUACUAAAAUUAAAUUUACUCAUAAUCUAAUUGCUCAAUAUUGCAAUGAUAAAAUUAACUACAAUUUGAUCUAUUGA